UGGAGAUUUUUCUGGGGGUUAGAGCUUGAUUUUGGGUUCUUCGGAUGAGACAAGAUGAUCUGUUCAAUGGGGGGAUUUAGGGAGCCAAGAUGGUUAUCUGAGCAGAAUUCUUGGGUUGAGUAUCACAAAGAUGGUGUCUUGACAUACUCCCCUCCGGUUUCUGGAAGUUUUCAGAGACAACAACCAAGUUCUCCUGGGAACAAGAUUAGCCCAGCAGUGCUGUUCAUUAUAGUCAUAUUGGCUGUCCUGUUUUUCAUAUCUGGUCUCCUGCACUUGCUGGUUAGGUUUCUUGUCAAGAACCCUUCUUCUUCGGCCGAGUUUGAUGGGAAUCCUGAGGCUUCUACCUCUGAUGCCCUGCAGAGACAGUUGCAGCAGCUCUUCCAUCUCCAUGACUCCGGUCUAGAUCAGGCGUUUAUCGAUGCCCUUCCCGUGUUCAUGUACAAAGAGAUUGUGGGUCCUAAAGAGCCCUUCGAUUGUGCAGUGUGUUUGGGUGAAUUCUUGGAGAAGGAUAAGUUGAGAUUGCUUCCAACUUGUGGCCAUGCUUUUCAUAUCAACUGCAUUGAUACUUGGCUCCUAUCCAACUCCACUUGUCCUCUCUGCAGAGGAGCCCUUUUCAAUGGUGGGUUUUCGAUAGAUAACCCCAUGUUUGAUUACGAUGGACUAGGAGAAGAGGAUGGAUGUCCUCAGAACAACGGGGAUAACGGGAAUUCUAUUAGUCAGAAAACAAGCGAUUUAAAGGAAAUUGUAGUAGAGAAGGGCACUUUUCCAGUGAGACUUGGGAAGUUCCGUAAAUUAAAUAAUCUGACAGUUCAGUGGGAAGGGGAGACUAGCAGUAGUAACUUGGAUGCUAGAAGAUGCUAUUCGAUGGGCUCGUAUCAAUAUGUGGUUGGUGACACUAACCUCAGGGUACCAUUGAGCAGUCGAAGAAAUGCUGGUGAUGCGAAACGUGUGAAAUCAAGAGAUCAGGAUCCUUAUCUCUCGCUCCACGAUGCUGAAGGGGAUGGGAGAAGGAUAGGUAUUGGUGCAAAAACCGAUAGCUACUCUAUGUCAAAGAUUUGGCUAGGAAAAUUUGCAAGUUCGUCGGACUCCAAUGUGGAAGAUCCUCCUCGUUUUGAUAUGGUCUCGCAAUGGAUGAGUCGAGCAGAAGGCAAGUAAAGUGUUCUUCUGGUAUAUUUUUUAUUUUUGGUUCUUUUUUUUUUUUCCUUAAUACGGUUCAUUGACUCUUCGAUUGAAAGUUUUAAGCUGCUAAUUCAAGGAAAAAAGAAACGGUAACCUCUUAUAACAUGGUAGAUCUGUAGUUGGGUCCAAUCUCAGUGUUAUUUGGUUCUUUUUUGAAAUUUGGAUUCUAUCAAAUUGAGAAAUGUCUUGAAUUCCUACUUAAUUUAUAAUUAAUGUCUUGAUUA
Ipomoea nil (Japanese morning glory) is the source of this 1403-nucleotide messenger RNA. Its product is annotated as RING-H2 finger protein ATL46-like. The record is from RefSeq and is a predicted model, not a curated record. Lineage: Eukaryota; Viridiplantae; Streptophyta; Magnoliopsida; Solanales; Convolvulaceae. The coding region runs from base 55 to 1155 and encodes 366 amino acids. The transcript is spliced from 4 exons.